Messenger RNA from Camelina sativa (false flax), 1095 nucleotides. Its product is annotated as mitogen-activated protein kinase kinase kinase 20-like. The record is from RefSeq and is a predicted model, not a curated record. NCBI's taxonomy places the organism in Eukaryota, Viridiplantae, Streptophyta, Magnoliopsida, Brassicales, Brassicaceae. Gene Ontology annotation, biological process: signal transduction; protein phosphorylation. Gene Ontology annotation, molecular function: protein kinase activity; ATP binding.
CAGCGAGUCUGAAGAGUGAUUUCAUGACAUGAGAAGGAAAAGGAAAAUCAGAAAUUUAUAUUUAAGAGAUGAUGAUUGGAUCGUGGACGAGUCUUCGUUGAAAACCGUCUCUAUUCUUGGCCGACUUUGGGCAAUGAAGUCAUCGCCUAUGCAUCUCAGAAACAUUCUCGACAAGGAGCUCAGGAUCAUGCAUCGUUUCCGCGAUCAUCCUCGCAUCGUCAAUGCCUCAAACACUCUUCACUUGCAAACCAAACCCUACGAAUGCUACACGAUCUAUAUGGAGUACGCCUCCAAAGGUAAUCUCGAUAAGAUGAUCUACGGUUCUCGCAGCCGAUCACAGCAGAUACCUGAGUCUUUGGUCCGACGUGCGGCUCGUAUGAUCCUAGAAGGACUCGUGGCUCUUCACUCCCAUGGUUACGUUCACUGCGACCUCAAGCCAUCCAAUGUUCUGCUCUUCCCUUCCACAAAUCCCGGAGAGCCGUGGGAUCUCAAGCUUGCUGAUUUCGGUUCAUCCAAGGAACCUGAUUCCGAGUAUGGUUCCAUGUCCGUUGGUACGGCUGAGUACCUACCACCAGAGUCUUUUGCGCCAAACAGACUGAUCAUGGAUCCGGACCUUGAUAUAUAUGCUCUAGGGUGUGUGGUUUAUGAGAUGUUUGGAGCUAUACCUAUCCCGGAACCAUUUGAUGAAUUUUACGAGUGGAAGUUGCGUGGUCGAGAUGUCUCUCCGGAGGCUAGAGAUUUCUUGAGGCGGUGCCGUGACAUUCAUCCACGCAGGCCCACCGCGGCUGAUCUCUUGAACCAUCCUUUUAUUACAGGAAGACUUCCAUCGCCAACCACAGAAGAGGACAAGGACAUAUCUAGGUCGUUGAUUCCAAGUGUCUCGAAACUUCGUUUGAGCUGAUGAUCCUAUUCUUCCUCUGCUGUUAAACCUAGAAAAAACUUGAUAGUGAAUAUUGCUAUGGAAAAGCCUAGCCGAUAGAUGUACCAAGGAUCGUCCCUUCCGGUCAAGUGCGCGAAGCGGGAGUGCGUGAGAGAUGUGAGAUGACAGCCAUCGAGAGCAAACUCUAAAUAAGAUUAUGAGAUCGAUUUCUCUAC